Molecule: messenger RNA, 1330 nt
Organism: Cicer arietinum (chickpea)
Lineage: Eukaryota; Viridiplantae; Streptophyta; Magnoliopsida; Fabales; Fabaceae
Product: epoxide hydrolase 3
Molecular function (GO): catalytic activity
Source: RefSeq, a predicted model, not a curated record
GUCCUUGUCCCUGACAGAGACAAGAUCACGCUUCAGUUUCAUCUCUUUUGUUCGCCUAAAAAUUAAGAAAAAGUGAAGUGAAAGGAGAAAAGUUGAAAGCAUAGAGAGAGCAAAAGAAAAGAAGAUGGAAAAAAUAGAGCACACAACGGUGAACACAAACGGAAUAAAAAUGCACAUAGCAUCAAUUGGUUCAGGGCCAGUAAUACUCUUCCUUCACGGGUUCCCUGAGCUAUGGUAUUCAUGGCGCCAUCAGCUUCUUUCUCUCUCAUCUCUCGGCUACCGCGCCAUCGCACCUGACCUACGUGGCUAUGGUGACACCGAUGCUCCGCCUUGUCCUUCUUCAUACUCCGCUCUUCAUAUCGUCGGUGACCUAGUCGGACUUCUCGAUGGUUUGGGUGUGGAUCGAGUUUUUUUGGUGGGACAUGAUUGGGGAGCUGCUAUGGCUUGGUAUUUUUGUUUGUUGAAACCUGAUCGUGUUAAAGCUUUGGUUAACAUGAGUGUUGUUUUUCGGCCUAGGAACCCUAUUAGAAAGCCUGUUCAAACUAUGAGGGCUUUGAUGGGUGAUGAUUAUUACAUUUGCAGGUUUCAGAAACCUGGGGAAGCUGAAGAAGAGUUUGCUCGUGCUGGCGCUAAUAGAAUAAUAAAAUCAUUUCUUACUCUGCGUGAUCCACGUGCACUCUGUGUGCCAAAGGAGAUAGGAUUUGGAGGUUCUCCUAACACUCCUAUUACUUUACCAUCAUGGCUGUCUGAAGAAGAUGUCAAUUACUAUGCUACCAAAUAUGAACAGAAAGGUUUCACCGGCGGGCUAAACUAUUAUCGCGCUCUCGACCUAACCUGGGAACUGAUGGCGCCAUGGACCGGAGAACAGAUCAAAGUACCGGUGAAAUUUAUUGUGGGAGACUUGGACCUUACAUAUAACACACCAGGAGUUAAGGAGUAUAUACAUAAUGGUGGCUUUAGGAGAGAAGUACCAUACUUGCAAGAAAUGGUUGUGAUGGAAGGAGUAGCUCACUUCAUAAAUCAGGAAAGACCGGAAGAGAUCAACGCACACAUAUACGACUUCAUCAAGAAAUUCUAAUCUGCAUCGUGUUUCACAUGUAAUGCCGAGUAAAAUUCAUUUAUAAUUCUCAUUUUGGAUUGAACUGUCCCACAGGCUUCAAGAGUACCAAGUUUGCAUAAUUUCUAGUUUCUAGUGCUAUGGCGCUAGUAUUUCUAGUCUUAACUUGGAUAUUUACUGUUAUAGACAAAAAUCGUACUUAACCUGAUAUUGAAUACCUCAAACAUUGUAACCUCUUUCAGGUUCAAUUAUUUAUCGACUCUUAAGCCUGAA